Messenger RNA from Ictalurus punctatus (channel catfish), 1547 nucleotides. RefSeq names its product PRA1 domain family, member 2 (gene praf2). The record is from RefSeq and is a predicted model, not a curated record. Lineage: Eukaryota; Metazoa; Chordata; Actinopteri; Siluriformes; Ictaluridae. The transcript is spliced from 3 exons. Gene Ontology annotation, cellular component: membrane. The coding region runs from base 31 to 567 and encodes 178 amino acids.
GGGUAACGUAGUUUAGUAACCGCAUUCAAAAUGGUGGACGUUCAGCUUCCGCCGUUCCGGAGCCUUGAUGAUUUUCUUUUCAGUUCGGCUCGGUUCUCCGUGCCAGAUGUCCGUAAUUUAGAGAGGUGGAACAACCGGAUCAUCAACAACUUGCUGUAUUACCAGAGGAACUAUUUUGCUUCCGCUUUGGUUUUCCUGCUGAUAGUCGGGUAUUUCCAGCCCUUUCAGCUCUUCCUUGGAGUGGCUGUGAUGAUCUCUGUGUUUCUGGGCUUCGUCUGGGGUGCGGAGAACAAGGCCACAGUAAGACGCUUCCGGAGGAACCAUCCUUCCCUCUGUUUGAUUGCCAUCUUGGGCUCCAGCUACUUUCUGUUGUCCAUGCUGGGAGGGGUGGCCAUCUUUCUUUUCGGCAUCACCUUCCCCAUUUUAAUGAUUCUGGUCCAUGCGUCAGUAAGGCUACGGAGCUUAAAGAAUAAAGUGGAGAACAAGCUGGAGAGCAUUGGGCUGAAGAGAACACCUAUGGGUCUGCUGCUGGAAGCACUCGGGCAAGAGCAAGAGGCCGGCUCGUAGUGUUCGGUCCUAUCCCCAAGCAACCAUCAGGAACCUUUCCUUAAGUCCUAAGCAUUAUAAGCAGUAUGUUUUUACUAUUGUGCCAUUGUUUCUAUACACAAACACAAAGGGCAAAAGUUGAGUGCAAAGUUUUCAUUCCCCAUAGUGUUUAAUGUAGAAAAGAAACCCAAGGCAGACUCGUCAACAGAAAAAUAGUUUAACCCGUGACGUUGGGACUAUUAAACUUCUGAACUAAUAUAAUUUUCUCGUUUUGUUUCCACUAUUCAAGUCUUAACAUGCACUGUUUGAUUAUUAUUAUUUUUUUACUUGUGCUCAUGAAGGAGCAUCUAUGAAACAAAAACACUACGCAUCAUCUUGUUAUAAAUAAAAUUUCUCAUUUUAAACUAAGGGUAUGCAAACUUUUUCCACUCAAUUUUGUUUUAAGUGAAGUAUAAUUGAAGGAAUAUCUACAGUAUACCUGCGUUUAACACCAGGUUUAGGAUUUUACUGCAUUGAAAAUGGACAUUUCAAAUCUAUCUUUAACCAUGCAUUGAAUCUGCCUUUAUAUAUAUAUAUAUGUUUUGUUCUUGCUUCACAUACACACAUUUGUGCAUUACCUUUCUACAUUUGUGCCAACAUUCCCCAAGUAACGAGGGCCUUGUUGAUUGUUACUGACCAAUGCAUCACACAUUCUUUAUAUUUAGAUCAUAUUGUUUUGCCAAUGAAGCCUAGACACUUCAAUUAUUUAUAAGCUAUUUGUGUAAUCAAUAUGUAUCAAAAUCCCACAGAAUGACUGAUACAUUAUACUACAAGUGUUUAUAUUUUGAUUGUUUGAGUAGUUUAGGUGUUGACACAGUUUCACAAGUAUUAUAAGGAUGUAUUUGUACCGGCUAUGUUUUAAUAUGAUCUCAGUUUGCCAAUGUAUUAUUGAAUGUCAAUUUUUUCUUUGUUUUGUCAAUAAAACCGACAUGAUUUUCUAAUGUCAACUGCAACCAGUUUAA